This is a messenger RNA of Lacerta agilis (Sand lizard), 1962 nucleotides long. RefSeq lists its product as uncharacterized. The transcript has 13 exons. The record is from RefSeq and is a predicted model, not a curated record. Bases 1 to 1947 code for a protein of 648 amino acids. Lineage: Eukaryota; Metazoa; Chordata; Lepidosauria; Squamata; Lacertidae.
AUGGGGCCUUUUGAUGUCCGGGACAACCUCACUGCCACCCAACUAGCUCAUGUCUUUCUUGCCUCGGGCACCCUGGAUGAUCCUGAUAAAGCCAGCACCCUUCUGGAACCUUUGGAGAACAAGCCUGUUGACACCCUCGCUUUUAUGACAGAGUUUGCAGCCUUGGCUGCUCAGAGCGGCGUGACCUUCCUGGCAAACAGAGAGGUGAGGGACAAGAUAUUUGAAGUCAUCUUCAGCAAAUUUCAGAGCCUGCUAAGGACAGCCGGCACCUCCCAGUACGAAGACUGGUUCCAGAAAACAUUGACCCUUGUGCUUCCCAGCAUCAACGCCACAGCCCUGGCAGCCGUUCCAAAGAGCAUCCCUUGCAGCACUUUCAAAGCCAUAAUGGCUGGCUUGGAUGGCAGCUUUCGACAUAUGUCAUCAGACAGUCGCCGAGAUGUCUACAACUUUGCCAAAGGGUACCUGAUGACUAAGACGUCUCAAGGAGGAGAUCCCUGUACAGAGAAUACUCGAGGCAGCUUGGGUUGGUUAACAGCCAACUUUGGGUCCUUCAGCUCAUUGGCCAGUUAUAAAGACUUGGUUGCCAUUAAUGGAGAUUUCCACCCGAUGGAUGCAGUUGCAAGACUCACGCCAUCUCAGCUGGCUGAGUACACACUGGCGAGUGACGCCCUGCGUGACGGUGAGAAAGCCGGGAAGGUCUUUGGCUCCCUCGAUUCACACAACAUUGGAGAAUUCAUGGAUGCUUUCAAUGCCGCUGCCCAGCAGUUAGCUAGGCGCACCUGUCCUCCUAACGCUGUACCUUCUGUGCCUUUUGCUUUCUUCUUAAAGCACCAGCUCACUCAGCUGCCCAACUUGGAGACCAAACGGUUCAUCCUUGGCGAGAUCUUCUGCCACUUGAGUGGUGUGCUGAAGCUCUUCACCACAGAGGACUAUGCUGUGUGGUUUGGGCAAAGGCUCCCUCUCUUCCUGAGCAGUCUUGAUGCCCAGAACCUCGGCUUCCUGCCCAGUGACAUGUCCUGUGAUUCUCUGGCAGCCAUAGUGGAGGGUUUAAAUGAUCAUCGUGCCAACAGCACAUUUGAAAAUCCAGAUGAUAUAUUCUCCUUCAUAAAGAGGAUUCUUGAAUUCCAAGAACAAAAUUCAGGUUCUGCCUGCACUCACGGUGCCUCCACAGACCAAGAGUGGCUGAGCAAAUUCUUUGGACCCUUUUCUGCCUAUGGCUCCUACUCAGAUUUCACUGCAUUGAAAAGCGACUUCCGUGGGGUGGAUUCCUUGGACCUCUUCUCCGCCAGUGCCUUGGCUCAGUUGUCCACUGAAGGUCACACCAUUUACAGCAGCUCAGCCAUGGGGCUCGUCUUCCAAGCCAUCCAGAGAAAGAAGGAGCCGGAGCAAUUCCUCAGCACGUACCUGGAUGAGUUCAACACCCUGGUGCUGAAGAACCGGGGCUUGUUGAGCAAUCCCAAAGUGCGGGACACUAUGCUGAUGCUAUCGGCGGAGAUCGUUUUCCCACAGAUUGCCACCAGUUCCCUGGAAGACACAAACACUUGGUUCCAAAAGCUCAACCUCCUCCUCCCUGGUGUCAAUGGGACAAUUCUUGAGAUGCUACCCCUGGGUAUGCCCUGCCCAUAUUACCAAACCAUUGUGAAAGUGAUGGAUGGUCUCUACUCAACAUUAUCAGCCAGGAAGAGGCAAGAUGUGUAUAACUUCCAAAAGGCUUAUUUAGCUGCUCAGUUUGCUGAUUCAGGGUCAGCGUGCGAUGGUGGAACUACAGGAAUCCGAGACUGGCUGACAAAGAAUUUGGGGGAGUUUUGCGCAGGGGCUAAGCUGAGCGAACUUCAAGCUUUUUACCCAGAACUUGAUGGAGUAAGUUUUUCUCGGCACUGUGCUCCAGUGGGGGCUGCCCCACCUCUUCCCCCUGCAGGGAACAGUAGCAGCCCUGUGCAACGAUGAAAGUAUUUUCAUCCA